Molecule: messenger RNA, 1224 nt
Organism: Fusarium proliferatum ET1
Lineage: Eukaryota; Fungi; Ascomycota; Sordariomycetes; Hypocreales; Nectriaceae
Exons: 3
Coding region: 1-1224 (407 amino acids)
Biological process (GO): Golgi organization; autophagosome assembly; proteasome-mediated ubiquitin-dependent protein catabolic process
Cellular component (GO): cytosol; nucleus
Molecular function (GO): ubiquitin binding
Source: RefSeq, a predicted model, not a curated record
AUGGCAGACCACGACGCCCAGAUCGUGGAGUUUGCAGGCCUGAGCGGCGCAAGCCCUGAAGAGGCCAGACAGUAUCUCGAAGCCCACAACUGGGACCUCGCCGAGGCCAGCAAUGCUUGGUUCCGUGAUGCCGAAGAUGACAACCGCGACACAUCCACAGCUCCUGCUGCCGCUCCUGACAAUUACACGGGCCCUCGAACCCUCGACGGUCGACCAGCUCCAGAGGCUGCCCGCAGCACCCAACCAGCUCGCAAACCUGCCGCAUCACAACAGAGGAAGAGGGGGAUUGCUACUCUAGGAUCUCUCGGUAGCUCAUCCCAUCAACACGACCACGGUGAUGACGACGAUGAUGAUUUCGACGGCGAAGACGAUGAUGGACGAGGAAACCUGUUUGCUGGUGGUGAGAAGUCUGGUUUGGCUGUUCAGGAUCCGCACCAGGAGGGCGGUCCCAAGAAGAUCAUCAGCGAUAUUCUCGCCAAGGCUCGAGCCAACGCUCAACGUCCCGAGGCCGAGAACGAGGCUGGCCCUUCCGAGCCUAGUCGCUUCCGAGGAACUGGACAGACACUCGGGGGAGACGGUGUCGAGAGCCGCAGCAUUCCUGAUCCUCUCGGCCCAGCUCGCUCUUCAAACGCUGAACCUCAAGAACGAGUCCUUCACAUCUGGCAAGAUGGCUUCAGCAUCGACGACGGUGACCUUCGCCGAUUUGACGAUCCCGCAAACCAGGCCGACCUCGCCCUGAUCCGAGCUGGUCGCGCACCUCUUCACCUCAUGAAUGUACAGCAUGACCAGCCCAUCGAUGUCAAGCUUCACCAGCACGACACACCAUACCAGCCUCAGCCCAAGAAGUACAGACCUUUCGGUGGCUCUGGCCAGCGACUUGGAGCUGUUGUCCCUGGUGUCGAGGGUUCAAGCUCUUCUCCUGCCCCCGCUGCUUCUUCCGCUGCUCCCUCGUCCUCCAAUGCUCCCACCGUCGAUGAUGCUCAGCCCACAAUCAUGAUCCGAAUCCAGAUACCCGAUGGCACACGCCUACCCGCUCGUUUCAACACCACCCACACUAUCGACGAUGUCUACGGUUUCGUGCAGGGAGCGUCCCCAGACACACGAUCUCGAUCAUGGGUUCUUUCCACGACAUUCCCCAACAAGGAUCACACUGACCGCAGUUUGGUUCUUGGCGAGAUGCCCGAAUUCAAGAAGGGCGGUACCGCCGUUGUCAAGUGGACUUAG